AAAAAAAAAAAUAAAAAAAAUAAAAAAAAAAAAAUUAUGACAACUUUGAUUUCACGUCACUAUUUUAGUUACAAGUAAUAUGAAUGCUUUUCGUUUUCUUUUUCUUUUCUUUUUUGUCAUUAAUGAACUAUCAAACAGAAUUAAAGGACAUUAAUCGAGAGAUUGAUUCCAUUGAGACAUCAAUAGCAAUUCUUGAAGAAAAUAGAAAUGAAUUACUUUCAAGGAGAAAUCAAUUAUUAGAUCUUUUAGCACAAGAUGCUAUUCAGAAUAAACGUCAAGUGGAAGCAUCACAAUAUGAAGAAGAGAAAUUUCCUUGGUCUAAAGAUUUGAGAAAGGCAGCUAAAGAGUAUUUUAAAGUGGAUCAAUUUCGUCAUUUACAAUUGCCUAUUUUAAAUGCUGCACUUGAUCAAGAACGUGAUCUCUUUGUUCUGUUGCCAACGGGUGGUGGAAAAUCAUUGUGUUAUCAAUUACCUGCUGUAUUAGAAGAAGGAUUUACAUUAGUUGUAUCACCUUUAGUAUCACUUAUUAAAGAUCAAGUUUAUCAUCUUCAGGAAGCGAAUGUACCUUCUGUUUAUUUAACUGCUUCAUCUACAAAAGAAGAAGUCAAUACCAUUCAACGUGAUAUGGUUCCUAAAAAUAAAAAUGAAUCCACCCCCUUUAAAUUAUUAUAUGUUACACCUGAAAAAAUUGCAAAGAGUAAAAGAUUUAUGGCUAGAUUAAAUAAAGCUUAUGAUGCUGGUAUGUUGACGAGAAUUGUGAUUGAUGAGGCCCAUUGUUGUUCUCAACAAGGACAUGAUUUUAGACCUGAUUACAAACAAUUAAAUAUUUUAAGAACCAUCUUUCCUAAAACAAAGAUUAUGGCAUUAACAGCUACUUGUCCAUGGUCAGUCAUGAAGGAUGUAAUGAAGAUUUUAAAUAUGAAACAGCCUCAAGUAAAAGAGGGUACACUUGUAUUUAGUGCACCUCUUCAUCGUCCAAACCUUGCUUAUAGAGUAGUACAACGACCGGAUUCAGCGGAAGAAACAAUCCGACAUAUUGUUGAUUGGAUCCUUACACAUCAUCCUAAUGAAUCUGGUAUCAUUUAUUGUCUUAGUAAGAAAGAUACUGAAGUUGUUGCUCAGAGUAUAUUUACAGAAAGUCGAGGAAAGAUUCGAUGUGGUUCAUAUCAUGCUGAUAUGGAUGAGGAAGAUAAAGAGUUAAUUCAUCAACAAUGGAGAAAUGGACGCGUUCAAGUGAUUAUAGCCACUAUUGCUUUUGGAAUGGGUAUUAAUCAUUUAGAAACGAGAUUUAUUAUACAUCAUUGUAUGUCAAAAUCAAUUGAAGGUUAUUAUCAAGAAAGUGGGAGAGCAGGACGUGAUGGUAAACCUGCAGAAUGUAUCAUUUACUAUCGUGGCACAGAUGUAAUGCGUUUAUCCUCACUUGUAGUAGGUGAAGUGAGUGGAAUGAAUGGAUUAUACGAGAUCACUAAGUAUGCUCAAGAUAAUGUUACUUGUCGUAAGGUUUUAUUUGAAAAGUAUUUUUAUUUGGAAUCUUCAUCAGAAGAAGGCUUAGUAAAUAAAAUUACACCUGAUAUACCCUGUGGUAUUUGUGAUAACUGUACAAGACCCAAAGAUCAAAUUAGGGUAACUGAUAUACGUCAGAUAGCUGAAUCUAUCAUCCGAUUAUGUAUCAUGCUGAAAGAUCACAAUAUAAGAGUGACUAUGAAAAAGCUGGUUCAAAUGGUUCAAGGUAGAGAAUUAGGUAUUGUGAAGACUCAUGUAUUAAAUCAUCCACAAAUUAAAAUUCCUAUUGAUCGUGACUAUAAUGAAUAUGAUAUUGAACGAAUGAUAGCCCAUUUACUUGCUGAAGGAUACUUGAAUGAAGACUUUUUAGUUACUGCUUAUUCUACUAUUACGUAUAUCAUCGUCGGACAACUUGGUAGAAAUUUAUUAAGAGCCUCCAAUAGAAAAAUUGAAGUUAGUUUCCUUGUAUCUUCUAAUAAUAAGAAAAAGAGAAAACUUCAAGAAAUAGAAAAGCAUUCACCAGAAUAUAUUUACCUUGAUUAAUGUCUUUUAUAUUUGUAUAUAAAUGUAUAUCUUCCAUUUAUAGCAAUGAUAAACCAUUGUAUUACCUUACACGAUCUCAUUCUCUCCCCCAAACAUUUGUAAUUAUUUUCUAGUAAAAAAAGAGUCAGCAGGGGAAGGAGGGGGUGUAUAUAGGAUAACUCCGAUUUAUAUACAUAUUUCUAUAUUUA
This is a messenger RNA of Cokeromyces recurvatus, 2233 nucleotides long. RefSeq names its product P-loop containing nucleoside triphosphate hydrolase protein. The transcript is spliced from 10 exons. The record is from RefSeq and is a predicted model, not a curated record. Bases 84 to 2045 code for a protein of 653 amino acids. NCBI's taxonomy places the organism in Eukaryota, Fungi, Mucoromycota, Mucoromycetes, Mucorales, Mucoraceae. Gene Ontology annotation, biological process: double-strand break repair via homologous recombination; DNA replication. Gene Ontology annotation, molecular function: nucleic acid binding; four-way junction helicase activity; 3'-5' DNA helicase activity. Gene Ontology annotation, cellular component: cytoplasm; chromosome.